AUGAUGAGAAGGAAUCGCCCACAAAAAGAGGAAUCUGGAUUAGCGUCAUGUCUUUGCUUUCCGUUCCGAUGUUUCUACGGUCUUUUGCGAUCAACCAUAAAGAUUGCUUUUUAUUCAUUCAUAUUCGGAAUGGUGUUGAUGAUGGUAUUGCAAGUAUUGUUGAGGUUUUAUGUAGGAUAUAUAGGAAAGUUAAAUGAAGAAGAAGAAAACCGUGAUCAUCACAAUAUUAUUUCUGGAGGAUGGACCGAGCAAGCUCAGAUCGGACUAGAAUUGGCAUGGGAAUAUAGCAAAUUAUUUGGUACAACUACCUAUAAUGCUACUCUUUGGGUCGCUCGUUUUUUUAAGCUUUUGGGAGAUUUUGGUGUGGAACUGAUCCGGAAGUAG
Molecule: messenger RNA, 384 nt
Organism: Naegleria fowleri
Lineage: Eukaryota; Heterolobosea; Eutetramitea; Acrasida; Naegleriidae
Exons: 1
Coding region: 1-384 (127 amino acids)
Source: RefSeq, a predicted model, not a curated record